CCACCCCAACCCCGUUCCCACCUCACAAUCUCACCCUCAACUCACCACCCAACCCAACUCAAGCACCUCCUCCUCCUCCACCGGCAAACGCAGCAGCGGCGCGCGCGCUCUCGCCUCCGUCUCCGGCGACCCAUGGCCGUGGACCUCAUGGGCUUCAGCCCGCGCGGCGGCUGCCGCCCGUCCGUGGAGACGGAGCAGCUCGCUUUCCAGGAGGCCGCCGCCGCGGGGCUCCGCAGCCUCGAGCUGCUCGUCUCGUCGCUCUCCGCCGGGGGGGAGCACCACCACCGCCGCCGCCCGCAGGAGAAGCAGUCUUCGCCGCCGCUGGGGGAGAUCGCGGACCAGGCGGUGUCCAGGUUCAGGAAGGUGAUCUCGAUUCUUGACCGGACCGGCCACGCCCGCUUCCGCCGUGGCCCUGUCGUCGGAGCGGCAGCUGCGGAGGCGGCUGCCGCGGCGGCGUCGGCGUCACCGUCGUCGUCUCCUGUCUCGCCGCCUCUCCCGCCGGUGACGACGCAGCCGGCGGCCGCCGUGAAGAGCCUGACGCUGGACUUCACGAAUCCCGCCAAGGUCGCGGCGGCGUCGGUGACCUCGACGUCGUUCUUCUCGUCGGUCACCGCCGGCGGAGACGGCAGCGUGUCCAAGGGCCGGAGCCUGGUCUCCUCCGGGAAGCCCCCGCUCGCCGGCGGCGUCAAGCGCAAGCACCCGCACCCGCCCUGCGCCGCCGCCGGCGACGGCCACGGCCACGGCGCAGGCCACGCGCACGCGCACGGCGGGUGCCACUGCUCCAAGAAGCGGAAGCAGCGGGUUCGGCGCACGGUGCGCGUGGCGGCGGCGAGCGCGCGGGUGGCGGACAUCCCCGCCGACGAGUACUCGUGGCGCAAGUACGGGCAGAAGCCGAUCAAGGGGUCCCCCUACCCGCGCGGCUACUACCGGUGCAGCACCGUCAAGGGUUGCCCCGCCCGGAAGCACGUCGAGCGCGCCGCCGACGACCCCGCCACCCUCGUCGUCACCUACGAGGGCGACCACCGCCACUCGCCGCCGCCGCCGCCGCUUGUUUAAUUAAUUAAUUAGCAAAAAUCGUUAGCCCCUUGUGUAAAUGAGUUUUUACUUUUUACUGCUGCUCCUACUACUGGUUGUACUAAUAUUAAAUGAGAAAGCAAAUUUUACCGAGCAAAAUCUUAAUCGUUUGGUUGAA
Molecule: messenger RNA, 1192 nt
Organism: Oryza sativa Japonica Group (Japanese rice)
Lineage: Eukaryota; Viridiplantae; Streptophyta; Magnoliopsida; Poales; Poaceae
Product: WRKY transcription factor WRKY51-like
Biological process (GO): regulation of DNA-templated transcription
Molecular function (GO): sequence-specific DNA binding; DNA-binding transcription factor activity
Source: RefSeq, a predicted model, not a curated record